Messenger RNA from Dicentrarchus labrax (European seabass), 2852 nucleotides. RefSeq names its product protein phosphatase 1 regulatory subunit 3G (gene ppp1r3g). Gene Ontology annotation, cellular component: protein phosphatase type 1 complex. The coding region runs from base 63 to 893 and encodes 276 amino acids. Lineage: Eukaryota; Metazoa; Chordata; Actinopteri; Moronidae. Gene Ontology annotation, molecular function: glycogen binding; protein phosphatase 1 binding. The transcript has a single exon. Gene Ontology annotation, biological process: regulation of glycogen biosynthetic process. The record is from RefSeq and is a predicted model, not a curated record.
CCGGGACUCCCGUGGACUCCGGACCGGUCACAGCACACAGGCCGCCUGGCUGCCGGGCACAGAUGUCCCGCUCAACGCUCCACUUCCACACCGGGGGAGAGUCGCCCUCCCCGGGGCAGUAUAUGGAGAACGGCCGGGUGGAGGAGGAGGAUGAAGAGGAGGAGGAGGAGGAUCUGGACGACGAGCUGGACGCUUCACGGCUGGAGAGGUUUAUGAGAGACAGGAGGAGAGCCAGGUCCCUGCCUGCCUACCCGGCGGCGCUCCUGCACGGAGUCUCCGGUAACAACGGGAGGAAGCGGGUGAAGUUCGCCGACUCCAUGGGUCUGAACCUGGCCAGCGUCAAGCACUUCAGCUCGCUGGAGGAGCCGCAGAUCCCGAGUAAAGUUCUGUCCAGACACAAGAGCUUCCCGCCGCCGCAGCAGGACUUACUGAACGAGCUGUGCCACAGCUUCACGUCCAGCCUGCUCACGGACCGGCUGCUCACGUGCUUCCCGGAGCCCCGGGAGGUGGAGCGGAGAGUCCAGCUGCUCCGCGUCUGCCUGGAGAAGGUCACCAUCACCCAGUUUGACGUGCGGGGACAGAUCCGGGUCUUUACCGGCUGCAGCAACAGAGAGGUCGGAGUGAGGUACACCUUCAACGACUGGCUCUCCUACAUGGACGCGCAGGCUCUGCCCGUGGCCGCGGAUCAGCCGGGCUUCGUGGGGGAGCGCUUCAGCUUCACCGUGUACACGCCGCCCUUCAUGGACCCCAGCUCGGCCGUGCACUUCGCCGUGUACUUGAAGAGUGGGGAGGGGGAGUUCUGGGACAACAACGAGGGGCAGAACUACACCCUCAGGUACCACUGCAUGCCCGGCGCCGAACCCUUUGUCAGCGCCGCAUUCCACGCCACCUGAUGGGUGCGUAAAACCUCCAAAUCUGUGCGUAAAACCUCCAAAUCUGUGCGUAAAACCUUCAGAUCUGUGCGUAAAACCUUCAGAUCUGUGCGUAAAACCUCCAAAUCUGUGCGUAAAACCUUCAGAUCUGUGCCUACCAGCUCCCCACCUGCCCCCUCUGCAGCUGCUGAUCAAAUACUUCAUCUGUGUGAUGCUGUGUGUAAUGUGCUGAGUCGUGCUGAGCUCAGAGAACUUGUGUCAGAAGAUGCUGUGAUCAUCCGGAGGAAGGUUCUCCCUCAGUGAUCCUGUGAGUGGGAAACAGUCUCUGAGGAAACCACAGCUGACUUUGUUUUCUGGAUAUUUUCCUGAACCUCCGCCUGGAUCGAUGGACACAGAAACAACAGACUGACUCUAUGUGUCAACAACCUUCUGUCCAACAGACAGAAACUCAGUCCUCUCUCUGCUGCUCAGACUGUUGAUGAGAAAACCUUUUCAAAAUAAAACACUAAAUAUUUCUGUGCUCUUUCAUGUUCAGUUCUAUAAUUAUAAUGAAUUAAGAACACAAGGAUGGUACGAUAAUAAUCUGAUACAUUAAAACAGGUAGUCAGUGAAUUUAUCCCAGUAUUAUUAGUUAGUAUUAAAGUAUUAAAGUAACUUGAUUACUUUCCGUUAUUGUCGGAUUGUAAUAGAAGUAUUGAUGUACCUGUAGGUGAUAACCAGCUGUGAUCAGCCCGUUGCAAAUAUGAGCAGUUAUUGAUCGUGACAUUACCAAACGUUAUGUUAUUAUUAGCAUAUUGCCAACGUUAGUAUUUACAUUUCAACACUACACCAAACAAAGCAGAGCACCAGAGAGCUAAUGAUGACACCAAAUAUGGAUCCCAUCAUUCAGUCUGUUUGUUUACAGUCGAGCAGGAUACAAGUCAACAUCUCUCCUGUACGUGAGAUCAGUCAGCUCCUCAUCCUGUCUGUCUGUCUGUCUGUCUGUCUGUCUGUCUGUCUGUCUGUCUGUCAUCUUUACAUGAAGGCCAAAGUUCAGAAGUCCAGCGCCUCUGAAAAUAGUCCCAUUGAUAAACCUGUUUGAUCUGUCAACACUCUGACGUUCAGAGUGAUGAAUAUUUCUUCCUGAUGGUUCAAUAAUAAUUUCAGUCGAACUUUCACAGACACAAAUUAUGUUUCUGUAUUUAAGAAAAAUCAAGAAAUAAUUAAAAGUCACGACUCUGCGAGCAAAACCAGACUUCAUUGUAAACUCUAAAUACUACAAUACCCAUGAGCCUUAGCUGCAUGCUGCAGAGCUGUCAUUGAUGGCGUGAAGAGAUAAACUGAGCCUCAUCCCUUAGCUUUAGCUCACUGUUAGCGUAGCACUUCACAGAAUUUAAAACUGAAAUGCAUCUUGGGAGUCGUAGUUGACUUCUGUCCUUCAGUCUUGUACCUUUAACUUUUUUUUAUCAAAGAUUUUUUAAUGUAGUUUUCUUUCGUACACUGUAAAAAAAUAAUUCAUUUUAAUUUUUUUCCUGUUUAUUUUAAAUACAUGAAAAUAUGAACAGAAUUACAAUGUCUAAUAUAAUGUCAAAAUAAAUGACUUAUUAUUUAAUAGAAUUGUUAAAGUCAAGUUUAAUACUGUUAAUAUGUUUAUAGAAUUAUGUAAAAUCAUUGACAUUAACAGUAAAUAAAGUAUUAGUUAGUAAUAACAAUCCAAUAAUAACAGCACUCUGCUGUAAAUGUAAGUCUGAUUAUUGUAUUAUAGCAGAGUUCACCUGGAUUUAUAGAUCACUGUUUACACUGUAAAUAUCUUUAAUUAAAAGACAAAAAAUACACAAGAUUUUAUGUAAAAUUAAAGCUAAAAACUGUAUUUUAACAGUCAUUAUUUUCUGUUAUUUUACUGUAACUGAGUGUUAAUUAUUCAACGAUCUCAUCACUGUGUCUCUGAGAGGAUGAAGAAGUAAUGUAAUGAAUCAUAAAACUUUACUUAUGACGUGGAAA